Messenger RNA from Alternaria arborescens, 306 nucleotides. RefSeq lists its product as hypothetical. NCBI's taxonomy places the organism in Eukaryota, Fungi, Ascomycota, Dothideomycetes, Pleosporales, Pleosporaceae. The coding region runs from base 1 to 306 and encodes 101 amino acids. The record is from RefSeq and is a predicted model, not a curated record. The transcript has a single exon.
AUGCGUUCCCUGAAAGACAACUGGGCCAGCCCACACAAACUGCCGUCGUGGCUAGGCAUAUACAAGACUAAAACUUGGUUCGAUCAAUUCUUUCCGACCGAAUGCCAGUUCGAUAAGUUCUCAAUGACUUGGCAAAGUUCCUUUGAGUUGACCUUCAGGUGCAAAGAGAUGCAUGGCGUCAAGUCCACGGAGGACGGCUAUGGCAUCAAGUUCAAGGGGGAUGGCCAUGGCUUCAAUAUGCGUUUUAUCCUCGAGAUGGUUGAGGAUACCGACGGUAAGUGGGUACUAUAUUACCGGUCCUUCUAG